UCUUCCCCGCUGAGAAGAGGCUGCCAGAGCAACUCAGCUCCCACUACCGGCCACCCAUCCAUCGCUUCCAGCCCGACGGCAGCCCUCCCGGCCGACAGACCGACAACCCCGGAGACAAGACCACAGCCAGCCAGGCCCGUUCUGCACCCAUCUCCGCCCAAAGCCCCAUCGGCCCCCCGGACUCCGAUCAGACCGAUCGCCCUGCAGUCCGCCUCCCAUCAGCCUUCCGCUUCCCCACCAUGACAGCCACCGGCCCCGUCCGCUUCGCCCUAGUGCUCCUCCUAGCCCUCUGCAGCCAGCCGGCCACUAGCCAGGACUGCAGUGGGCAGUGCCAGUGCCCCGCCGGCCCGGCCCCGAGCUGCCCCGCCGGCGUGAGCCUCGUGCUGGACGGCUGCGGUUGCUGCCGCGUCUGCGCCAAGCAACUGGGCGAACUGUGCACGGAGCGCGACCCCUGCGAUCCACACAAGGGGCUCUUCUGCGACUUCGGCUCCCCAGCCAAUCGCAAGAUCGGCGUGUGCACCGCCAAAGAUGGGGCGCCCUGUGUCUUCGGUGGGACCGUGUACCGGAGUGGAGAGUCUUUCCAGAGCAGCUGCAAAUACCAAUGCACUUGCCUCGAUGGGGCGGUGGGAUGCGUGCCCCUGUGCAGCAUGGACGUUCGCCUGCCCAGCCCUGACUGCCCCUUCCCCAGAAGGGUCAAGCUGCCCGGAAAAUGCUGCGAGGAGUGGGUCUGUGAUGAACCCAAAGAACGCACUGUGGUUGGCCCAGCCCUGGCUGCCUACCGACUGGAAGACACAUUUGGCCCAGACCCAACGAUGAUGCGAGCCAACUGCCUGGUCCAGACGACGGAGUGGAGCGCCUGCUCCAAGACCUGUGGCAUGGGCAUCUCUACCCGCGUUACCAAUGACAACGCCUUCUGCAGACUGGAGAAGCAGAGCCGCCUCUGUAUGGUCAGGCCUUGUGAAGUUGACCUGGAGGAGAACAUUAAGAAGGGCAAGAAGUGCAUCCGUACCCCUAAGAUCUCCAAGCCUGUCAAGUUUGAGCUGUCAGGCUGCACCAGCGUGAAGAGCUACCGGGCCAAGUUCUGCGGAGUCUGCACAGAUGGUCGGUGCUGCACACCUCACAGAACCACCACCCUGCCUGUGGAGUUCAAGUGCCCUGAUGGUGAGACCAUGAAGAAGAACAUGAUGUUCAUCAAAACCUGUGCCUGCCAUUACAACUGCCCCGGAGACAACGAUAUCUUUGAGUCACUGUACUACAGGAAGAUGUAUGGAGACAUGGCAUAAAGCCAGAGUGUGAGAGACAUUAAUUCUUUAGACUGUAACUUGAACGGAUUCACAUCUCAUGUUUCUGUAAAAAAAGAAAA
This is a messenger RNA of Perognathus longimembris pacificus (Pacific pocket mouse), 1363 nucleotides long. It is a transcript of the gene Ccn2, whose product is annotated as cellular communication network factor 2. The transcript is spliced from 5 exons. Lineage: Eukaryota; Metazoa; Chordata; Mammalia; Rodentia; Heteromyidae. Bases 240 to 1283 code for a protein of 347 amino acids. Gene Ontology annotation, molecular function: heparin binding; integrin binding. Gene Ontology annotation, biological process: cell adhesion; signal transduction. Gene Ontology annotation, cellular component: extracellular matrix; extracellular region. The record is from RefSeq and is a predicted model, not a curated record.